Chelmon rostratus (copperband butterflyfish) is the source of this 1656-nucleotide messenger RNA. RefSeq names its product solute carrier family 22 member 7-like. Gene Ontology annotation, biological process: transmembrane transport. Gene Ontology annotation, molecular function: transmembrane transporter activity. The coding region runs from base 1 to 1656 and encodes 551 amino acids. NCBI's taxonomy places the organism in Eukaryota, Metazoa, Chordata, Actinopteri, Chaetodontiformes, Chaetodontidae. Gene Ontology annotation, cellular component: membrane. The record is from RefSeq and is a predicted model, not a curated record. The transcript is spliced from 10 exons.
AUGAAGUUUGAGGACAUCCUGGAGGAAAUCAACGGUUUUGGGCCUUUCCAAAUCGCCAUCAUCAUCCUGCUGUGCACCCCUCGAAUAGUUCUGCCGUGUCACUUCCUGCUGAAUAACUUCAUCGCCUGGGUGCCCCCUCACCGCUGUGACGUCAGCGCGCUGGACGACGGAGGACUCUUUGGAAAUCUCACUCAGCAGCAGAGACUGACCGUCAGUGUUCCUGCAGGGGAAGAUGGGGAGCUGAGAUCCUGCAAGAUGUUUGCAGAGCCUCAGUUUCAGCUGCUGGCCAACAGCUCCAGCAGCGCUGACCUGCCUACGGUUCAGUGUCAGAGUGGAUGGGUUUAUGACAACUCCACCUUCACCUCCACCCUGGCUACAGAGUGGGACUUCGUCUGUGACAGAAAAAGUCUGACAAACACCACAAGCACAAUCUUCUUUUGUGGAGUGAUGUUCGGGGCCAUAGCGUUUGGAUACCUCUGUGACAAGUAUGGGAGGAAAAGCUCUCUUUUGGUCUCCUACAUCCUGGCAAUUGUGUUCGGCUUCUCCAGCGCGUUUGCAAACUCCUACGUCGUGUUUGCAGUGCUGAGAUUUCUCACCGGCUUCGGACUGGCAGGGAUCAGCAUCAUCUCAAUGGUUCUCAGCAUCGAGUGGGCCGACACAGGUCAUCGCUCGUUUAUCGCUGUGAUCGGCAGCCUGGCCUGGUCUGCAGGCAACAUGCUGCUGGCUGGGUUUGCCUUCCUGGUGAAUGACUGGCGGCCUCUGAUCAUGACUGUUACAGCCCCGCUAGCAUUCGCAGUUGUGAGCUGGUGGUGGAUUCCUGAAUCUGCCCGAUGGCUGUUGGCCAAUGGUAAAGUGAAAAGAGCCCAGAUUUACCUCGACAAAUGUGCGAAGUUCAACAAAAGACAAAAACUGUCCUCCAGAUUAAAACUGGAUACACUCUCCAACGUAGAAGUCGCGGAAAACCAGGACAAAAACUACACCUACCUUGAUCUGAUCAAGACCCCGAAAAUGAGACGGUUAAGUCUGCUGACUGGGAUUGUGUGGUAUGGGGUGUCCUCGACGUAUUAUGGAAUCAGCCUGAACAUCAGCGGGUUCGGUUUGAACGUGUAUCUCACGCACUUCAUCUACGCUGCCAUCGAAGUUCCCGCCAAGCUGAUGAUCUACGGCUUCCUCAACAUCAUCGGACGCAGGAAGUGCCAAGCUGGAACGCUGUUAAUCACAGGAAUCUGCAUCGCCAUAAACAUCUUUGUUCCAGAAGCUCUGUGGCAUGUGCGUGCUGUUGUUGCCAUUCUUGGAAAAGGCCUAUCAGAGGCUUCCUUCACGACGGUCGCCCUCUACACAACGGAGCUUUACCCCACAGUCGUCAGGCAAAACGGUGUGAGCUACACCAGCAUCAUAGGUCGUCUGGCCGUAUCCAUGGCUCCGCUCAUCCUGCUGCUGGAGGACGUGUGGACUCCUCUUCCUCAGAUCAUCACAGGCUCCGUGGCCAUCGCCUCUGGCCUCACGUCCCUGCUGCUUCCAGAGACCCUGAAUGUGGGGCUGCCAGAGACCAUUGAAGAUGUUGAAAAGCCAAGAAGAAACGACGUCUCCUCUCACUCCGCCGAGUCUUCGGGUUUCGUCCUGGAAUCAAAGAGGACAACAGACACUCAGCAGUGA